Branchiostoma floridae (Florida lancelet) is the source of this 4284-nucleotide messenger RNA. Its product is annotated as trophoblast glycoprotein-like. Bases 1092 to 2231 code for a protein of 379 amino acids. The transcript is spliced from 3 exons. Lineage: Eukaryota; Metazoa; Chordata; Leptocardii; Amphioxiformes; Branchiostomatidae. Gene Ontology annotation, molecular function: protein binding. Gene Ontology annotation, cellular component: plasma membrane. The record is from RefSeq and is a predicted model, not a curated record.
GGUGAACUAGCGUUGCCAUGAUCUUAUUCAAGAAUUAUUGUUGUUAUUUAGUACUACUACGAUUUAGAAGCAUAUCUAUCAUUAGUAAUGUUCACUACAUCACCACCUUUCUGGCAUAAGAAACUGAUUAUUAGUACCCUUAUCUACCCGUAUCUGUAACAUCACUCAGCGAGUGUGCCAUUUCUUUAAUGGCACGAUUUGCAAUCAAAACGCGGUGUAAAAUUGGCAAUAUGUCAUGUCAGACGUCUACUUUUUCCCACGUAUUUACCUUGCACUAGUGUUACAGGAUAUGUGGUGAAGGUAAUGGUCCGUGUAAUUAUUUCAGUGAUUGAAUUUGUCCAAACAUACCUUUGCUAAUUAGUAGUUUGCCGACUUUUAAUUAAAAACUAAUCUUCUCUACUUGUAAAGUAAACAAUUUGAUACAGGCUUGAUCCGCUCAACGAGCUUCAUUUAGCAAAACAGGCUGAUGAUUCGUAUGAAAUAUUAUGUGACUUUAUUUCCUAAGUAGAGUAGCGAAAAGUGUUACUUUGCACCCCAUUGUUACGUCAAAGUACUAGUAUAGGGCGGUUAAAACAGUUGCAAAUUCAAAUUUAAAUGCAAAUUUUAACGUAUAACGACUUCCAUGUUUGUUUGCAAGAUUGAUACACACAAAACAUUUUCUCCAUCAGGUCCGAAUCUAUUUUGUCGCUUUCAACUUGAGCUGCUAGUGUAGUGUAGUGUGUUGUAUAUGAGAGCUUAACCCUUUCGCAUUGUAAUAUCAAUUUUCAUCUAUGAAAAAAAUGAAGAUUUAGGUUUGGGUGUGUCUGUCUGUCUGUCUGUCUGUCUGUCUGUCUGUCUGUCUGUCUGUCUGUGUAUUUGUGUUUCCGUAUUUUUGUAGUCAGCAUAACUCACUGAACCUCCUGAAGGAUUACGAUGAUAUUUGCUAUAUGGGUAUGUGUUGGGAAGUCAAAGGUCAAGGUCGAUUUUGGGGCCCCGGUAUGUGACCUUGGUUCUGCAGCAGAACUUUGGAAUCCGUUUUUUGUCUUUUGACCUGGACGUGCUAUGGUCUUGAUUUUUUGGUGGCAGGUAGUUUGUGACGUAGUGAAGAAGUGAUGUAUAUUUUGGCCCCCCUAGCUGCUUGCUCUGAAACUGCAAUUGAUCCUUUUUUUCUCUUUUCCCCCCUAAACUCUUACAGGUGUGAAUGUUCGGAGUCAACAGGAAUUGUACGAUGCAACAAGGCUGGUUUAACAACAAUCCCAGCAUCCAUCCCACCCUACGCAACUUCACUCACCAUCACCGGAAAUAGCAUACCCGUCAUAUCCGGUCCCAUGAACUCUUCCUCGCUGCUGAAUUUGAACCUUGCCAACAACAAAAUCCAGGUUAUUGAGAAUUCAUCAUUUGAUCUCCUACCGUUUCUACGCAAGCUCAACUUGGACAGAAACCCUAUCAAAUUCGUGAGCAGAAACGGAAGAGGUUUCAUCUACAGUCUCGGAUCCCUGCGGGAGUUGAGCAUGAUUGGGUGCGGUCUGGGCGAUGGAACCUCCGCCAAGGGAAAUCGAUCGAAUGUGCAAAGCCUGGUUUAUACCCUAGCCAAGUCACAACUAGGUUCGUUGAAAAAACUGAAUCUUGCGAGCAACCGUCUGUCGUCAUUGCCAGCCCUCCUGUUGGACGCUCUACCCUCUCUGGAGGCACUGCAUCUGCGCAACAACACCAUAUCCGAAAUCCCCCAAAACCUUUUUCUCAAAACCCCUGAGCUACGCGUCAUAGACCUCAGUUUCAACAGAAUCCGAACGGUUGCCGUGGAAACGACCGAACAAUUUGACAAGCUGGCUUCCCGGCAUUCCAUCAAGGUAAACCUCACCAGCAACCCUUUUUACUGCGACUGCGCACUAGUGGGUUUCAUCAGCUGGAUGCACCAGACUCGAAACGUCACUAUUGUGAAAAACGUCACGUACAAAUGUACAGCCAGCCAAUCAGGACCCUUGUCGGGUAGAAGUAUAAUGAAUUUAAUCCCGAAGUACCUCGGGUGUUCGUCGACGUCACGGGGUACCGGUUUGCGGCUGCCGUACGCCGGGCUUGUCGUAAUUAUCGUGGUUCUGUCGUUAUUGUUCGUUACCGUGAUGUAUUUGAACAGGCGCGGGAUCGCGCGGCAUUGCACCGAGCUCCAGAACGCCAGGAAAGGUAGAGUGGAGGAGAGAGAUCGGCCAUGCGUCGCCCUGCCAUACUCAGAAGUGACGUCAACGAUAUCUUGAUCCGUGUAGUUCUAUUGAAUACAGACAGGUGGCGUGAUUUUAUAAUAUGGUAUGUGACUGGUGUGUUUGUUGUGAUGAACGAAAACAGUUUGACAUUCCAUGUAGUUUCAUCACCUAGAUGCCUUGUUACCACGGAAGCUCAUCUGUGUUGGUAGUAAUCAUAGUGCAAUGCUCCACACAAUGAUAUACACGGAUCAAAUUUUCAACGACCACUGUCGAAAUACUGGAAACAAUGUCAGAAUACUGGACACUGAACAGGACUACUUUGUAAGAGGUAUAAAGGAGGCCAUUAACAUAUCGGGGCAUACCAGCCAUCACUGAACAGAGACGGUGGGCGAUAUUAACUUCCUGACACUUUCGACCAAUUGCUGACGUCACGCAUCCACAAGAUCACGUGUUACUGUAAUGAGAUCACGUGUCUGAAACUCUCGCGACUUUACAUUUUGAAGUGACUGGUCAUCAGUAUUGAUCCUGAAGAAGGCGACAGUGGUGGUUGGAAAUUUGAUCCGUGCUAACCGUAGUGUUGGAAGAAAGUUAAGCAGUGUACUAUAGAUGCCCUGUAUGAUGUAUGUGACCAUCUGAUUCUUGUACGUGAUGCUUGUCAUGUGGGCUUUGUGUGCGUUAAUAUGAACUUGAUAUGUCGAUAUGACAAGCAGUUGUGGAUGCUAUAAACAUACACUAGCAAGGACGUAACUGUUACGACGAUGACUUAAGAAACAGGACACAAGGUUGUUUCAGGAUAGUUCAUAUGGAUGACUUAAUUUUCAAUACAACCGCUUCAGAAUGAUAUUCAUGUUUGACAGUGCAUGUGUUCUUUACCUUCAAGUUUGAGAAGAACAUGUGCGCAUUCUUUGUAAUUAGCAUGACAAGGAUGUUAAAUUUCAUUUAACCUCCUUGUUCUAUGAUUUUAAAUCUGCAUGCCUAGUGUUUACUUGGGUCAAGUACUACAUAUGUAUAAUGGUAUGUCACUAGAUGGCGCUUCAGCACUAAUCUCCGAGCAGAUCCACGUUGGCAUAAUAUAGUAUCAAACCCACCGUUUGACUCCCUUUGGCCGGCUAUACUCCUUGACCAGCUUUGAUACUAUAUUAUGGCACCGUAGGAUGAUGAUGGCACCGUAGGAUCUGCUUGGAGAUUACUUCAGCACCACCUGUUAUGAUUAGUGAGAACAGUCAUGCCAGUAUCGGUAUUUGCCUCCGCUAGGUGCCGCUCUUGUUUAAUUGAUUUGAACCAUUCGAUGUCUAUACACUGACUUACUGUGUUCACAGUAUUACGUCACCAGCUUCUGUACAUGUGUCAACUAUAGCUACUUGUGCACAUAUUUUGUUGACGUCAUGAUGAAGAUGAUGAUUAUGAGGGUAAAACAGACGUGUACAUAUAUUUCUAAAUUCCGAGAGAGGGUGAUACAUUUGUUUCGGUUAUGAAAGCUGUUGUACUAGAAAUUAUGUCGUCUUCUUGACUUACCUCAAAAUGAAUCUCCAUCAUUUGUUCCAAUUCAAACAACUGAGGGCUAUCUCUAAUGGUUAUGUAGUGUUGUACUAGGAUUUUCUCCUUCAAAGUUACCAUAAUUUGGCCUAUUAUAUUAGCAUGAAAGCAUAAUUUGGCCUCAAAUGUUAACAAACAUGUCAGCAUCCACUUUUGGAAAAGUUAUGCAUGGCGUAAAGUAAUAGAGAUCACUUGCAAUUGGUCAUUUUACAGUGUUUGGAAAGUUUGUGAAAAAAGUAUUGUGAAUGAUGAUGGUAAUGUGCUAUGGAGCGACUUAAUCGCAAAAUUUGACAGAACUAUAAGCAAUAUAUUCGUCCUGUAUAAACAACAGUUAGCAAAUGAACAAAGAAUCUCACAAAUCAUGAUAACUAUACUGGUCCAUCUUCAAAGCUGUACGUUGAUUGCCAUAGCUAUAGGAAAAACUAAAUGUGGCUGAUACAAGAGAAUAAAGUUAGGAAAAAUGUAAGUGAAAAUACGAGGUCCUUGUGAGCCGAGUACGCUUGUCAUUGUCAGCGUGGUGUUUGUCUGUGUUUAUUCAUCUAGUAAAUGAUUAAAAGGGCUUUAGAAAGUA